AUGUCUUUGAGCCAUACGAAAGGAGGUUAUGAUGUGAUGAGAGAUUAUCAAAUGAAUAUGGUUACGGCUUUAGUGUUGAACAAAAAGUACAAUUUCUCACACAUUGUAUUCCAUUACAUGGCUGAGAAUAUCAAGAUAGAUAGCAGAAGUUGGAUGUAUCCGAGGUUCAUUCAGAUGAUGAUUGAUCACGCUUAUCCUGAGAUUGAUAGAAACAUAAAAGAUGACUUGUUGAUACAAUCACACAUGAGCAAUGAUACGCUUAAACAGAUUGUGAGAUACCAUCUGAAUCACCCAGAACCGAAAGUUAGUGUUGAAUUCUUUGGGUCUAUAAAAGAUGCUAACUACGCUGAUCCAGAUCCAGUUGAUCAUCAGAACUGGAGAAAUGAAGCUGAAAUGAAAGAGGCAGGGUAUGCUGAAGAGUUGAAAGUUCUUGAAGAUUUCAAAAACACAAAGAAUGAGUGGUAUCUGAAAGAAACUGGGAGAAGACGUAGAAAGGCCACUCCUAUUGUUAAAAAGGCUGAGGGAUCUUCUUCACAACCAAAGAAGAAGCAAAAGAAAGCUGCAAAAACGUCUUUGAUUGAUGAACCUGAAGAAGAUGAACAGGUGGUUACUGUGGAAAAGGAAACAGUAGUAGCUGCAGAAGAUGAUCCAUUUAAUGUUGAUGAUUUGUUUGAUACUGAUGUCUUAGAGACAGGGCCAACAGUGGUUGCUGAUGUUGAUAAAGUUGUUAAUGUUGAAGCACAGAAAGAGAAAGAAAAGUUUGUUGAUGAUAUUGAAGGAGAUGAUGUGGAUAAAGAUACUACAAGCUCCUCGAGCUCUUUAGAUGAUGAAAUUGAUGAAACUGAACGUUUACGAAGAGUUCAGGAAGAAAUAGAACAAGAGAAGUUAUUGAGAAAGAGAAAGAGACAAGAAAAGGACGAUGAUGAAGCUUAUGUGCCUUCUCCAGAACACGUCUCAGUGUCACAAUCUCCUCAAGGCGGCAGAAAGAAAGCCGGAGCUCGAAAGAAAGUAGUUUCUCCAAAGAUUCGCAAAGUCACACCAAAGAUAUCAAAACCAAAAAUUGUGCUAAAGAAGAAACAAACCAAGGAAACCAAGAAACCACCUACACCACCACAUGAACCAACACCACCACAAUCACCAGUCCAAUCACAAUCCCGACAACCUACACCACCACAACAAUCCUCACCACCUAAACAACCAACACCUCCAAGACAACCAUCACCACUACAUCAUUCACCUCCACAACACAAACCCUUUUCACCUCGCAAGAACUCUUUUAGACCCCUCCACUCACCCAAAUGCAACCAAGUUCUUCUAGCAAAGGUCUUUAUACUCCACAUGAUAAUCUUGAAGAUAUCGGAGACUUCGGUUUUACGAACAAUGAACAAGUGUUGA
Molecule: messenger RNA, 1395 nt
Organism: Helianthus annuus (common sunflower)
Lineage: Eukaryota; Viridiplantae; Streptophyta; Magnoliopsida; Asterales; Asteraceae
Product: serine/arginine repetitive matrix protein 1-like
Exons: 1
Coding region: 1-1395 (464 amino acids)
Source: RefSeq, a predicted model, not a curated record